GGGCUGGCAGCCUUCUGCUCCAUCAAGAAACUUUCCUGGACUUAAGGAGCUCCAAGGACGUAGUGACUCCGACCAGCCGCAGCAGAAAACUCCUCGCGCGGGGACAGCGGUCACUGAGUUGUACUUUUCGGUGCUAAAAUUAUUUUCAUUGAGUUGCCAUAGGGAACCGAGCUAUAUAUUUUUCUCCCUUUUCCCUCUUUUUAAAGGACCAUACAAAGUUCGAGGACUACAAGAAUUAUAUUCAGCCACACUGGCGUGUUUUCAUAGGCAAUUAUUUUGCCGAGCCUACUUUUAAUAAUUUCUUUCAACUUUGUAUUUCUCACGACGCGGACAUGAUUUGGAGUAGGGGCCUAUUACUUUCAUUUGGUUUCCUUCUCUCACCAUUCUGUUUGUCAGCUGGGGCACAGCCGCACAACCAGAGCGGCGUCAGGAAGCUGUACGUGCUCCAACCCGACCCGGGUCCAGGUCCGGGUCCGGGCUCGGCGAUAGCUAACCGAGGGGAUGGGAUGCGAGUCAGCUCCAUUUCAACGCGUCACGGCGCGUCGGGGCUUCCGCACUCUUAUAACGUCGAACUCACCGCUAAGUUGGGCGGCCAGGUCCGGACCCGCCGGAUGGGGAAGCAAGUCUCGACAGCCCAGGAGUCCAUUGUUCGGCACGGCGGUCCGGAGCAGAACCAGCACAGGCAACUUCUCAAGCAGUCUGGAGUGAAUGUCUGUGGGAGCCAGUGCUGUCAUGGAUGGAGUAAAGCUCAAGGAUCCCAGCGGUGCACAAAGCCUAACUGCAUCCCUCAGUGCCAAAACGGAGGAAUGUGCCUCAGGCCUCAGCUCUGUGUCUGCAAGCCUGGCUCAAGCGGCAAGGCAUGUGAGCAGAAGACUGUGCCCACACACACCCUUCCAGCGCAGCCUGGGAAAGGGCCGACCAACGAUCAUAGCACCGGUCACACGAAUGGACACAACGCAGGAGCACAGCGGCCCAUACCUCAGAAAGUACCUCCUCAUGUUUAUGAUCUCCCCCCACCUCAAGCAGACAACAUUGCCCAGAUGAAACUGACUGUCAAACCUUCCCCACAUCUUGUGAGGCCGCAUUAUAUCCAACAACACAUCCAGCAACAAAUCCGGUCUAUGCCCAUGCACCCUGGCCAGCCAUAUAUCAUAAAGCCGAAAUAUUACCAUACACACACCACCCACACGCAGACACACAUCAAACCUCAACUUGAAAGGCCCAUCCCGCUCUCAGUGGCACACAACCCUAUUCACGUGGGCAACCACACGGGAAGGAUCAAGGUGGUCUUCACUCCCACUAUCUGCAAAUUUACCUGUGUGGGAGGUCGAUGUCACAACAACUGUCAGCAGGGAAAUACAACAACCAUCAUUAGUGAAAAUGGCCGCGCCACUGAUACCCUGACAUCACCCAACUUCAGGAUAGUGGUGUGUCAUCUGCCUUGUAUUAAUGGCGGCAAGUGCAGUGCCAGGGACAAAUGUCAAUGCCCUCCAAACUUCACUGGAAAGUUCUGCCAGAUUCCAGUUCAGAACGGACACCAUCAGCCCCAGCAGACAUCAGGCAGCUACAGUCAAACUCAAGUCCAUUCCACACACACAUUGCCCCUGACCUACAGCAAUGGGCAAAGUACUGUAUUCAGCCCCAACAUUGUCAACAUCCACAUCAAACAUCCUCCCGAGGCAUCUGUUGAGGUCCACCAGGUAUCUCAGCUGGAUGACCAACACAGUAAUGGACAAAGUCAAAGAGGUCCACAGUCAGGAUCCUCUUCAUCCUCCAGCUACAGUUUUCAUCACACUGAAAGCCGUCAGCAGGUCCAGCAUCAUGGCUACAACAUUGUCUAUCCGACCCAGCAUGGGGACCAGAUUACUCAGUACCAACCUGUCUCCUCAAAGAACAUGUUGGGCCGCUGCUUCCAAGAAACUGUUAGUAGCCAGUGUGGGAAAGCUCUCCCGGGUCUCACUAAACAGGAGCAGUGCUGCGGGACCAUUGGGACAUCAUGGGGUUUCCACAAAUGCCAGAAAUGUCCAAAGAAACCAUCUAUUCCUCUGAUAGACUGCCCACAGGGUUACAAGAAAAUCAACAGCACUCAUUGCCAAGAUUUUGAUGAGUGCCAGCUGCAGGGAGUGUGUCCAAAUGGAAAUUGUUUGAACACUGUGGGCAGCUAUAGAUGCACGUGUAAACCUGGCUACAUCCCUGACCCCAUGCUCACCACAUGCAUAUCCAACAUACCUGCCAUCCAAGAGGAGAAGGGGGCUUGCUUCCGUUUGAUGAGCUCAGGGAGGCAGUGUUUGCACCCAGUGUCUGCUCAGCUGAGCAAACAGCUCUGCUGCUGCAGUGUGGGCAAAGCCUGGGGACCACAUUGUGACAAAUGCCCCCCUCCAGGAACAGCUAUGUUCAAAGAAAUUUGCCCCGGUGGAAUGGGCUACACGGUUCUCCCAAAUCCACCCAUCAAUAAACCAGUUACGGUCCACCAGACACCUAUUGAUCCACUUAUCCCUCACCCCUUGCCAACACCAGAAAAACCAGCUGUGGCUUUCGGGAAGCCAGAAGAGAUUAUACCAGCAACCACAGCCCCAGAUCAGGAGCUGGUAGGACCCGUGGUUAGUAAUAGGCCAGUCAUUGAUUCCAUACUACCCCAACUUUCUCCAGGUGUAUCCACUGUGAAGAUGAAUGCAGCUUACCCAGAGGUUGUUGAGCAGAGUUCCCCGCCUGUUCCAGUGGAGGUUUUCCCUGCUAAUGCAGGCCAAGACAUUGCACCGACUCAAUCUGCAGAGGUGGAUGAGUGCCAGAUCAACCCUUAUAUCUGUGGCCAGGGGCUUUGUUACAACACAGCCGAAGGCUUCACCUGCCAUUGUAAUGAGGGAUACCGCUUGAGUGAUACACUGACCUCUUGUGUGGAUUUAGAUGAAUGUUUGGAGACCCCAUCUUUGUGCUCCGGUGGUCGGUGCCAAAACACCGAGGGUAGUUUCCUUUGUGUGUGUCCACAAGGAUUCCUUGUUGACGACAUGGGAACCGCUUGUGUAGAUAUCAAUGAAUGCGCAAUCAGCACAGCGUGUCCGUCUGGCAUUUGUAUUAACAUCCCUGGGGGCUACAACUGCGGCUCUUGCCCUCCUGGGUUCUUGGCUCAGGGAGGCCAGUGUGUAGAUAUAGAUGAGUGCCAGGAUCAACGUGUCUGUACCAGGGGCCACUGCAUCAACACUGAAGGUUCCUUCGUCUGUCAGUGUGGGCCAGGUUUCAGCGUGUCUCUCUCUGGUGACCAGUGUGAUGAUGUGGAUGAGUGUUUGGAGGAAGACGAGCCAUGCAAGUCCGUGGGGGAGUGUGUUAACAACAUGGGCUCCUACACGUGUACCUGUCCCCGAGGGUACCAGCAGAUCAACGGCACCAGCUGUAGAGAUGUCGAUGAGUGUCUCGAUGAGCCAGAACUCUGCUCGCCUUAUGGUGAAUGUCUCAACACAGAGGGAUCCUAUCUGUGCGCCUGUGGGAGUGGAUUCACUGCUAGUCUUGAUACGCCGUCCUGUGAUGAUAUUGAUGAGUGUGGACUCAAUGAGACUUUGUGUAGUCCUCAUGGUUUCUGUGAGAAUAGAUUGGGUUCAUUCAGAUGCCUCUGCGACCAGGGCUACCAAGAAAGCCAAGAUGGCCAAAGCUGCACGGAUGUUAAUGAGUGUGAGCUGCUCAGUAGUGUCUGUGGAGAAGCUCAGUGUGUGAACAUAGAUGGUUCCUUCGUCUGCACGUGUCCCAGCGGCCAAGAGUAUAACGUCAUGGUCGCCAGAUGUGAGCCCGUUCCCACAGUGUCAUCAGUCGAGCGAAAAGAAUGCUACUUCCAUCUGAAUGAUGAAAACUUGUGUGAGAGUGUGCUUACAAGCCAUGUCACCCUGCAAGAGUGCUGCUGCACACUGGGAGCCGGCUGGGGUGACAACUGUGAGGUUUACCCUUGUCCUGUCAAUGGCACAGACCAGUUCAACCAGAUGUGUCCGUCUGGAAAAGGAUUUAUCCCAAGUGGAGAUUUGCCUUAUGAAGUCCCGACAGCUGAGAGCUACAAAAAUGCAGACGAGUGCAUGCUGUUCGGUCAGGAGGUGUGCAAAGGAGGCUUCUGUCAGGACACGGUGGGCAGCUACGAGUGUUACUGCAAGACGGGACAAGACUACGACCCUGCCAAACUGGAGUGCAGAGACAUAAAUGAGUGCCUUGAUGAGUCGGUGUGUGUUGGCGCUCAGUGUUUGAACACCGAAGGGUCAUACAUUUGUUUCUGUAAUCACCCUAUGGUGUUGGAUCCCAACAGUAACAGCUGCAUCUUUGUUCCUGAUGUAGCAGACCAACAUGAGGUGGGGCAGAUGGACUUCCAAGGUAUCUGCUGGCAGAAGGUGACAGAAUCCAUGACAUGUACUCUGCCGGUGGGUCACGACAGGAAGACAACAUUCACAGAGUGCUGCUGUCUCUUUGGAGAGGCAUGGGGAAUGGACUGUGCCUUAUGCCCGCCCAAAAACACAGCUGAUUAUGCGUCCAUGUGUAACCUUGCCGGGCGGCAUCCUUACGGCCACGAUGCUCUUGUCGCUGGUCCAGUGGAUGAAUAUGAAGUGAGCCCGGACUAUUCACCAUCACCUGAGGAGCAUCCCGCUUUGCCGUUUUAUGACAAUGAGGAAUACCCAUUCAAGGCAUUCGAGGGCUUGCGAGCAGAGGAGUGCGGCAUAUUGAAUGGCUGCGAAAACGGUCGAUGUGUUCGAGUCCAAGAGGGUUAUACCUGUGAAUGCUUUGAUGGCUACACGUUGGACCCGCCUCGCAUGGCCUGCAUCGAUGUAAACGAAUGUUCGGAACUCAACGAUCGCAUGUCGCUGUGUAAAAAUGCAAGAUGCAUCAACACAGUGGGUUCCUACCGGUGUGUAUGCCUGCCAGGCUUCACUCCCUCUGAAAAACCAAACUAUUGUUUGGAGACAGUGACACGCCAAACAUCGGCACACACACAGUGAGUGUGAAUUGACUGGACUGGGCCAUAAGAGACUGAAACACACACACACACACACACACACACACACACACACACACACACACACACACACACACACACACACACACACACAUACAUACGUACACAUCUCCCGAAAGAGCAUUUUUGAGAAGAGCAGCUUCAAAAAAAGUUCUCAGAUUCAAUCAGCAACAUGAGUGAAAUCUUCCUGGUUUGGUUUCUAGCAAAUUUGCCCAAAUUGCAAAACACUUGAAACAUAUCUGAACAUUGCACUCAUAUGAGUCUCAUUUUCUUUCUGCAUUCCCCAUCUGUUCACUGUGAGUGUGAUGACUGACUUCUUCUAUUUAAUAGAUUUGAAAUAUAUAUAUAUGACAUUUUUAAUACUUAAUGUGGGUGUUUUUGAAUAAACUAAAAUGUAUGAUCUCAUAGGUGGUAUGUUAAUUUGACUAUAAAUAUUACAUUGCCUUCA
Molecule: messenger RNA, 5429 nt
Organism: Hippocampus comes (tiger tail seahorse)
Lineage: Eukaryota; Metazoa; Chordata; Actinopteri; Syngnathiformes; Syngnathidae
Gene: ltbp1
Product: latent transforming growth factor beta binding protein 1
Exons: 31
Coding region: 333-4964 (1543 amino acids)
Molecular function (GO): calcium ion binding
Source: RefSeq, a predicted model, not a curated record